Molecule: messenger RNA, 558 nt
Organism: Coffea arabica (coffee)
Lineage: Eukaryota; Viridiplantae; Streptophyta; Magnoliopsida; Gentianales; Rubiaceae
Product: protein FAR1-RELATED SEQUENCE 5-like
Source: RefSeq, a predicted model, not a curated record
AUGGAUUGCAGCAAAUUGGUAGAAGAUGGGACCCCUGAGUUAGAAAUGGAGUUCAACAGUGAAGAUGAUGCGUACAAAUUUUACAACAAAUAUGCCUUUAAAAUGGGUUUCAGCGUAUGCAAAGACUAUCUAAAUAAAGACAAAAACGGUGUGACCACGUAUAGGAGAUAUAGUUGUUGCAAAGAAAGCGUGAAACGCAAGUACGAAAGUGAUGUGAUGCCAAAGAGGACACGGACGCUGACGAAAACAGGAUGUGGAGUUAAAAUAAUUAUCGUGUUGCAUAGAGGGACAAUGAAAUACCGUGUACAUGACCUUGUCUUAGAGCAUAAUCAUGAGUUGCACAUUGCUCAAUGUUCGCACAUGAUGCCAUUACAAAGAAAAGUGAGUGAGGUUCAAGGAUUCAAAAUUGAAAUAAGUGAGGAUGCCGGGUUUUCACUGAAACAGAGUCAUGAACUUGUGGGAAAGGAGGUAGGUGAGAUGGGCAAUAUGGGAUAUACUCGGGAUGACUUUAAGCAAUAUCUUUGUACGAAACGGGAAAGGAGUUUGAAAUAUGGAUAA